Aspergillus pseudonomiae is the source of this 1622-nucleotide messenger RNA. RefSeq names its product putative RNA binding protein Rnp24. The transcript has a single exon. Bases 192 to 1316 code for a protein of 374 amino acids. Gene Ontology annotation, cellular component: cytosol. Gene Ontology annotation, molecular function: mRNA binding. The record is from RefSeq and is a predicted model, not a curated record. NCBI's taxonomy places the organism in Eukaryota, Fungi, Ascomycota, Eurotiomycetes, Eurotiales, Aspergillaceae.
GAAGAAAAAAAGUUUCCUCUCGACAAUGAGUUACUUAUUCCCUAACAAAGUCCUUUUAGAACAUUCAUACCGAUAGAUCGUGCCACAAUCUGACUCAGUGCUUGUUCAGCUGCUAAUAAUUAACGCAAUUUUUCUUUUCUUUUCUUUUUCUUUCUGUUCUCUUUGCUUUGUCGCUUGGGUUUGCAAGCAAAAUGUCGGCAGUUGACGAAGCAAACCACAAAAAGCGGAAGUUACCAGAGGUAUCCGAGAUCGAGAUCGACGUCUCUGCUCCUGAACCCCCAUCGAAAAAAGCGUUGCGUAAAGCAAAGAAGAAAUCUGCCGAGGCUCCACCAGAGACUACUACUAGCGAACAUAAAACGGAAGUCGCUGCAGACCAUGAAGAAAAUUCCAAGAAACGCUCAGACUACGGCAUUUGGAUUGGAAACCUAGCGUUUUCUGUUGGUAAAGAUGACCUACGCAAAUUCUUUACAAGCAACUGUUCUUUCACGGAAACUACGAUCACUAGAAUACAUUUACCGAAGCCAUCGGAAAAGAAUGGUAGAGCACAAAAUAAAGGAUUCGCAUAUGUUGAUUUCUCCAACCAGAAGGCCACGACUGAGGCAUUGGGGCUGAGUGAACAACUCCUAUCUGGGCGCCGUGUGCUUAUAAAGGAUGCAAAGAAUUUUGCCGGUAGACCAGAAAAGUCUCAACAGGAAAAUCAGAAGGCUGGCGCUGCUGGGUCGGCCUCUGGUAACCCUCCCUCCAAGCGUAUAUUCGUCGGCAACCUUAGCUUCGACGCCACAAAAGAGACCAUCGAGGAGCACUUUGGAAAAUGUGGGACGGUUGCACAUGUACAAGUAGCGACUUUUCAAGACUCCGGAAAAUGCAAAGGCUAUGCCUGGGUGACAUUCGAAGACCUCAAAGCCGCAGAAGCAGCGGUGAGAGGCUUUGUUAUGGUUAACGAAGACGAUGAAGAUGAAGAAUUACAUGGGUCUGACUCCGAAAAUAACAAGAAGCCGAAGAAGCCGAAGCAAAGAAGGGUAUGGGUAAACCAGAUUUUGGGUCGACGUAUGCGGAUGGAGUUUGCAGAAGACGCAACAACACGGUACAAGAAACGUUUUGGUAAGGACGGCGAAGGCAAGAAAAAUCAAACUACAGAUAUUAGUGAGACAGGGCCCUUUGAGGACCAGGAUGCAACCGGAAGACCACCUCAACGAUCGCGAUCCGCAAGGACUAUGCAGGAAAAGACGGAUUACUCAAGAUACGACAAGGAAACCGUGCAAAAGCUUAGUGGUGCCAUUGUUGAGUCUCAGGGAAAGAAGACUACGUUCGAUUGAAAUGGCCAAGAUUUUUCUCUUCAAAGAGACAAGAGAAUAGCUUGUGGCUAUUACAAGUGAAGAUAUCAGUACCCAGGAGCUCCUCAAUGGGAGAAAAACGAACUACAGGCCCGAGAGUUGUUCAUGAUUUUAGCUUCUCCCAUCCCCAAGGGUCUGAUAUCAUUCGGGAAGCCUUGAUUUUACAUGGUAAUGAUCAACAGUUUGCUCCUAUCCGGGCGUUUGUUGACCCAGCUGGCGAAUAGAUCUCCAGAUUAUUGAUACCCAAGGAGCAGCAAUCCGUAUCUAAGCCAAAUAGCUGACAUAAUA